Molecule: messenger RNA, 1291 nt
Organism: Aspergillus vadensis CBS 113365
Lineage: Eukaryota; Fungi; Ascomycota; Eurotiomycetes; Eurotiales; Aspergillaceae
Product: YeeE/YedE family protein
Exons: 2
Coding region: 191-1186 (331 amino acids)
Cellular component (GO): plasma membrane
Source: RefSeq, a predicted model, not a curated record
CUUCAAAAUCGGUGAGGAAGGAAGUCGCCGUUACAAUUUCCUUGUCCCGUACAUUUCGCAUUGUGAUGUUGCUGGACUGAGAUCCUUUCUAAUGGCUCGAUUUUGGCCUUCAUCUUGUUUGUUGCUUGUAUAAUGAAGGUAUUCUUCAUCUUCGAUCACCUAUCCCUACUAUUCUCUGUAUAGCUACAACAUGUUCACGCCAGUACAUACCACGUUCGGGGCGUUGAUGCUCUUCCAGAGCUCUACGGGAUUGCUGUUGCACAAUGGGGCGGUUUUCGGCAUAUCCUCGCUCCUGUCGGGAGCUCUUUUGAAUCCGACGAGGGAUAAUGUGGCUCUCAUUGCUGGUCUAGUGUCGAGUGUUGUCCCCGUCGCUCUUUUCUUGCCGUCUGCCAUCCCAUCAUAUCCCACUGCACCAAAUUCUUGGGGGUCGUGGCUCUUGACCGUGGGCCAUGGGUUUCUGCUGGGAUGGGGUACAAAGAAUGGUCGAGGUUGCACGUCCGGCCACAUGCUCUGUGGCAUUUCUCGAUUGUCGCCACGCUCGUUUAUUGCUACCGCUGUCUUCUUCACCACCGCCCUACUCACAGCCAAUUUCUUCGCCGGCGGCUCCAACAUCCCCCCGUGUGCUGGUGGAACACCCUGCUACAUGCCCGUCUAUCCAUCGACUGCGGAGCUAGCCGUCAUGCUCACCACCACAGCAGUUACAUCCGUGAUGAACUUCGUCGUCGUCCCCCGUACCCUCGAGAGAUCCGAGCGCUCAAGGACUAUAUUCUCGUAUCUGGCGGGUCUGGAAUUUGGCGUAGGACUGCUGUUCUCCGGAAUGGCUGACCCAACCAAGGUCCUGCGAUUCUUUGCCUUCCUGUCUGACCCUUCGCGAUUUGAUCCAUCACUGGCACUCAUAAUCCUCUUCGGAAUUGGCCCGUCACUGAUAACCUUUUUGUCGACCAAACCGGGGCAACAGACCGAUAACAAAGCGGAACAGUCCACACCCACUCUGGCGGCACAAUGGAGACUUCCCACUGCGACUGUAGCAGAUAUUGACUGGAGAUUUGUGGCAGGCGGAGUCGCUUUCGGCCUCGCCUGGGGACUACGCGGGGUAUGCCCCGGUCCAGCCAUCCUGCGCAGUGUGCUCCAGCCGGUUUGGGGGCUUGCAGAGAUGACUGGUUUUAUGCUAGGAAAUCUGAUGUAAUUUUUUCCCGUUGCUGUGAUAGAGUGGUGGUGCUGUACAAAAAGCCGUCCUGGAAGGGCCAUGCGCGGCGGUGUGGCCGAGUGUUUCCAUUCAUGAGCUAUGCAA